Molecule: messenger RNA, 1766 nt
Organism: Suillus paluster
Lineage: Eukaryota; Fungi; Basidiomycota; Agaricomycetes; Boletales; Suillaceae
Exons: 11
Coding region: 187-1587 (466 amino acids)
Biological process (GO): ubiquitin-dependent protein catabolic process
Cellular component (GO): COP9 signalosome
Source: RefSeq, a predicted model, not a curated record
UAAGACUUUAGGAUGAUCAGGAGUCGACUUCAGUUCAUUCUUCUACCCUGAAUAGUACCAACGGUGCACAGGAGUAGUACCAUUCUUCGACUAAUUAUACUGUCAUCCGUGUCUCAAAUUAACUGAUCAAUCUGAUUUGUGGUGGUCGCACCAAGGAAAUCUUCAAGAUAAUCUUCGUUUCGCGUCAUGAAUCAAUCAGGUCUUCCUACUCCACCACCUGGAUCCAGCACGUCAAGUACCAACCCGGCACAUACAUCAUCGAACGCGGCUGGUCAAUCUGCGAGUGAUGUCUCGUUAGGCUCUAUCAUCACGACCAUAACCUCGGCUUCAAGUCCUACCCACUUAAACCAAUAUCUGAGGAGUUGCGCCUCCAAAGAUGUCAGAGAAGUCCUCCUGUCCAGCAUCUUGCCAGGUAGCCAAGAUCCUUUGUCUCUGUUAAACGCGCGAGAUCAUACGCUAGGCAUGCUUUACAUUUUGUCUGCGCGACUGCAUACUGUUGCAUCCGAUAAGCCCUUGUGGCAGCAUGUCGAAGGUUUUUGCCGCGAUUUUGUUCCUGAACAUGCACGCUUUGCUCCAGAUCGAGUGACACUUCUUGCAACUGGGAUACGGCAAUUCGCUGAAGCUGAAGGGAAUCUCAAACUCGCUAUCUCGCCACUAUCCGAUUUGCUUGCAAAAUAUCCUCCAACCCUUUCACAUCUCACCACCAUCCAUCCUAUUUUCAUGACGACCUGCGUGGCCACUCGCCAUUUCACAGUCGCGAUCCCCGUUCUGUCUCAUCCAAUCACUACGAUUGACCUCUCACUUUCCGACUUAACAUACCAUGAUAACUUAGUAUACCACUACGCCGGCGGUAUCGUACUCGCUGCGCUAAAGAACUGGUCAGAUGCAGAAGAACUUUUUGAGAUCUGCGCAUCAAGUCCAGGCUCAGCGGUUUCAGCUAUUCAAAUGGAAGCAUUGAAGAAGUUGGCCCUCGUACAGUUGAUAUACCGCGGAAAGACAUCACCUCCAUCCAAGUACAUGCACCCGAUCCUUGUGCGACUCUUCAAGGCAACUCCUUAUUCAAGUUUUAUGAAUGCGUAUCCUCUGCAACGCGACCACCUUCGCGCGAUAGUUGAAAAUGAGCAGCAACUAUUCGUCAAUGAAAGAAAUUUUGGUCUCAUCAAUCAGGCACUCGACCGCGCCCCCCGUUGGUCCAUAAAGAAACUCACAACCACUUAUCUGACGUUACACUUAUCCGACAUUGGCCGAGAAGUAGGAAUUGCCGACGAGAAUGAAGUGAAAUCCCUGAUCUUGAGCAUGAUCGAGUGUUCGGAAAUCUCGGCAGAGCUGUCUGCAGAUGGGACUGUAUCGUUCUCGGACCCACCUGUGAAUUUCGAGAAAUCGGACGUCGAUCGUGUGUUGGCACAGGCGCAACAGCAGGACGCCCUCCUUAUGAGGCUUGAGAAAGAGGUGGAAAGGAACAAGGAAUAUUUGACAAAGGCCGUCAAGAGCAAGGACGACGCGGCUUGGGGACCAGCAAUGGAUGAAGAUGGUGCAUUUGGAGACCGACACUCAGGUAACUGGGCUGAUGAUAUUACUUUCCCCUGAUAUGAAAGACCCAUGGAAGAUACAAAAGUAGACCGCAUUGCAUUGAUCUGUUCCUUCAACAUCAUUUUCUGUACAAUUGGUCAUCAAUGAGCUUCGCUCCGUAACCUGCGCCACGAUUGUCCGGCUCCGUAUACACAAAUAGACAAAGUCGGUGUUCAAUUUCUAUCGUUAUAUUGCAA